AUGGAUCUAGCUCCAUCAACCCCGGACCUCCCAACAGGUCCAACCUUCAUCGAUCAACUCAUCCACGAACUCUCCAGCAUUCAACCCGAUCCACUCGCCUCGCCACAGACACAAACACAAGUCCACCAGCACCAGCUCAGAUCCUCAACGUCUUUAUCACAAACACGAGCACAAAAUGCUCUCUCUCGCCUGUCUCCCACCCAUGCGGCAAAAGUCAAACCUUUAUUGCUAACCCUGCACUGUGUGUUUCCGAAUGAUGUCCUUCCUGCGCUGGACAUUUUGGAUCGCGGGCUUGUGCAGCGGGUUGGUGUGGAUCGGACCUCUGGAGGAGAGGAGGUUGAGCGUGUUGUUCAUCCCCCGAAUGAUGAACAAUCUGGAUCUGUGCGAGUUCCGCAGCAGCAGCAGCAGCAGCAGCAGCAGUCACUUGACGAGCCGCAACUCGAGGUUUCGGAUACAGCGACAUGUUCCAUUCCAGAUCCUCGGACUUUGCAUACGCCACAGGGCGUCGGAGAACAAGAUCACCCCCAGCCUGAUGUUCAUGUUCAUGCCCCUGCUCCACAUCGAGGACGUGAAAGACGAGGAUCCGUCUUCCUGGUGACAUCUACAUCUUCAGCAGCAGCAGCACCAGCACCACAACAACCCUCGACCCUAUUCCCAACAUCAACCCCCUCCCCCAAAACACCACUUCGAAAUCCAACCCCAACACCAUCCAUCCACUCACACCCACCACCCUCGCAAGUCUACGAAGUCCGUCUACAAGCCUGGAACUGCACAUGCGCGACCUUCAUUCUAUCUGCAUUCCGCAAUCUACCCUCCCGUCAAUCAAUUGCAGACCCAAAUACAAAGACAACUUCACCCAGACCUGCUCGAGUCCACAGCCACGGCCAGGACGACGUGGAGAAGGAGCUACGAUUCGCAUCUGCAACAGGGUAUCCUUUUGGCGGAACGCUCACGUCACUUGUGGAUCGGGAGACGCCGCCUGUGUGUAAGCAUCUCCUUGCAUGUCUACUGUUUGUGCGAUGUCCGGGGUUGUUUCGGGAUGGGGGGUUUAUGGAUUUGAGGGUCUCGAGGGAGGAAUUGGCGGGGUGGUGUGCUGGUUGGGGCGGAUGA
Messenger RNA from Penicillium diatomitis, 1110 nucleotides. RefSeq lists its product as uncharacterized. The transcript has a single exon. Bases 1 to 1110 code for a protein of 369 amino acids. The record is from RefSeq and is a predicted model, not a curated record. NCBI's taxonomy places the organism in Eukaryota, Fungi, Ascomycota, Eurotiomycetes, Eurotiales, Aspergillaceae.